UCUCCUCCCCGCGACCGCUACAUUCUGCGCCGAAACCCAGUCUCUCCCGGUCCGUAAUUUAACUUCUUCCCACAGACCUAGGGGUACCUCGUUGGGUACCGGGAGACAGUUUGGAUCACUGGCAUUACGGAUUGAGUGCGAUUUUUCGCGGAUGACGACUCCUUCAACGAGAAUUUAGUAAAAGAAAAUUGGUCGGAAAUUUCAGAAUAUGUGGAGGGGACCCUAAUUUCAGCAUCCUGGAAGUAGAAAGCACUGAAGAUCUGUGUCUUACACCACAAACAGGUGCAGUGUGUAGCCGGGGCAGCACAGAGGAAGGACACUCUGGGGAGGAGGCGGCGCGGCAGCACGCCUCUCCGGCUGUGGAUGUGCUGGGUGGCAACCCCCAGGCUGCACAGAAUGUGGCUGGGGAGUCACCUCGGCAUGCUCCGCAGCCGGUCGCAGCUGCCCCGCGCCCAGUUCCUCCGUUCACCGAUCCGUCCGCUGUGCCGCUGCUGGAGAGCAGCACCCCAGCUUACGCCAGCAUGGAGAAAGUCCCUCCGAUCACUUUGCUUGAGACUCUCCCGAUCAGUGGCAACAUCAUCUCAGAAGAAAGCACCGUCGGAGUUGCGAGAUCUUUGCCAGCGUCCCUCACUGAGGACUGCAGUUCCUCUGCUGAGAUGCAAAGGCUUCCAGCUUCCCCUUGCCCUUCUCUCCCCUCACAGAUUGACAAAACAGUGCAAGAGCUGCAAUACGGGUCACAAACUGAUAAAGAGAAAAGCCACUCAAAUAAUCAAACAAACCAGCUUCCUCAAGAAGGUGCUGGCCUUGUGGUUAUUACGGGAACAAAGGAGAAACAAUCCAUCACCUUGGAAUAUAAACCGGAGACUGGAACAAAUACGGAACUUGGUGGAAAAGAGCACACAGGAGGGAAUAUUCUCCCACAACAACCCAAAUCCCAGAUCUGUUUCACAGCCUCAUCUUUCCCUGUCCAAGAUGUCUCGGAGCAUGGGGCUGUGGAGCAGUCCGACAGGGCUCCACCUGUCCAAACAAAUCAACGGAGCCAUAUACCUCCAUCAGGUGCUGCAGAGCAAGCAGGGGGUCUCCAGGACUCAGUGUCACCUGCAGUCCCUCUGUCCUCAGCUGAAAAUAGAGAGAUUAAACAAACUGACCUGUCAAAAACACAACCUAAAACUAUCAAGGGGAUCUCAACUAAUGCUAGAGAUGUGCAGAAAGCAGCUUUUUUGGAGUCAGUUGAACACAUUGGAACACAACCUCAUUCAGAUGAAAUACUUGAGGCCCCAAAAGCAAGUGAACUGCUCCCUGGAUUAUACACUUCGACUGGAAAAGGAAUCUUGGCAUCCAGCUGCGGUCCCCUUGAAGGAGCGCAGGUGGAGAGUAGCAUGAGCAAAGAACAUACUCACUCGUCAGGCUUCGCUGUGCUGCAGGAGGCUUCCUCAAAACCCUCCACCAGACCCCCUCAGUUUGACACGGGCCUAGUUGUUUCGCUGCAGUCGGGGGAGGUUGUAAAAGCUGAAACAUCUCACACCUCUGACCAAGUCCCCUCCACAGAGCUGAUUGCAGAGCUCGUGCAUUCUGCCGAUGCUCAGGAAAUUGUAGUUGUCAGGGAGGAGGCUCAUAUCAGCGGGGCCUGGCCUGGCGUGCACCUGAAUCAGAGUUACCUUCUGCAGCGAGAGGACGGCAGCGUCUGCGAAGCCGCCAUUGUUAAUGAGCUGACUUCGGAGAUUUCUGAUGGGGAGCCGAAGCUGUACACGGGAAGUGUUCAGACGCAGAUGGAGCUGGACUCUCAACCUGUGGAAGUGUACGAGUUCUGUGGUCUGGUGGAGGAGGUUGCAGAAGAGACGGUCUGUGGCAGUACUGCUGCACAGAUGGCUCAUUCUCCAGCAUAUGAGGUGAACUUAUUCAACGCUUUACUCGAAAACUCUGAGGAUCUCGAAACAUCUAUCCACACAGUUAAUGAAAACAACACCAUCAUAAUCGCCCAGCAGCCCUUGCCUUCAUCGAGUAAUGUAAAUCAGGAUUGCUCUAGCAGUAACAUCCAUAAUCUGUCCAUACAAAACGCAAGCGUAGCCGGAGUCGAACAGCAUUUGGUGCUAGGUGCUAACCAAGCUGUCGAAGUGGCACACUCAAGUGGGGUUUGUUUAGUUGAAGUAGCAGCGGUUACAGCUGACUCAUUCACUCUUGAACAGGUGGACACCAGCGCACAAAUUGGGACACUUUGUUCACAGGUCAGUGCAGACCAGACAGAGGUGAGUGGGUCUGCUGUACUUCAAACCGUUUCCCCAAAACAGGAAACGGGAGCAACAGCUGCUUCUUUAUCUCUCUUAUCCCCAGUUGUUGCGGUUACCGGUGAGAAUUUGGUGAUGCAGGCGCCUGUUGCUGUCUCAGUUUCUCAUAUAGGAAACCAGCCCUCCCUAAUUCAGACCCCAGGAGUCACUGUUGUAAGUGCCGCAAAGCCUGAGGUCUGUGUUUCUGCUUGCCACGGGACCAAAGAAACCCCCGCUGUGACCGAAACGCCAUCACAGACUGUUCAGAAUGUCGCCGUGCCCUCAGUAACCAAGUCAGAGACUUUCCGUUCCACCUCUGGCAUUAUAAAUCCAAAGCUGCUCCUUCUCAAACCAGGAGAAACUCCUCUCCUGAAACACCCACCCUCCUUUUCAGUGUCCAAGCAACAGAAUGCAGACGGCAGCCUGGCCAAUGCCCACGGCUCCUGCUCCUGGUCUGGCACAGCGUCUGAGGAGUGCCUUCCCCAAACUGUCUCCGGUCUGAGCAGCCACAGAGAUCAGACGCAGUGCUCUGUCAAUAAAACUUCAGUGGCGGCAGCAGCAGAAGGGGCUCUUGUCAAAGUAGAAAGCGGUGAUAUUUCUCUUCAGCCCAAUCUGGCUGCAUCUGCCACCCCCUCAACUUCUUCUGCAAGCAAACCUGUGGCCUUAACUGUUAGCAAAACUUCAUCUCGAGAUGUUUCCACCACAACCACUACGCUUCACACCCCGGACAUGCUCACAGCGGCAGUCGCAGCGUCCACCAGCCCCGGGGACCCCGUCAGCCAACUUGAUUCGAUCUACGGGGAGGAAGAGAGUGAGGACACUGAGCACGAUGAACCUGCAGGAGAAACGGAGGUCCAGGAGGGCAACUUGGGACAGGUUAGCAGCCCAGAGGAAGGCAGUGACGACGAACCUGACGGCGAAAAAAGUGAGAUGACCAACCCCAGCUCGCCAUGCAAGCAUGGGCAGAGCAGGACAGACAGAAAGGCACUGUUUCUUAAGGUACGCCAGUGGAUUGCCGACAGGGUCACGGCGAAUUCUUCUCCCGUCUCACCUUCCACCUCCUCCUACCCCGGACCCUCAACCACACUUGACUGGGCCACACCACGGCGAGAGAGGUCCUCACCUCUCCGGGGUCCCCAUGGAAAGUUUGUUUCGCCUUCCUCUUUCGGUGCCUACAGCUCAUCAUCCUCGCCAUCGGACCAAGCCACCUCUCAGCGGUCCCGCAGCGAGCGUCACACCGACAUGGCAGAGCUAGCGAAACAUGAAGCCGACAUUGAGCAUCGAACACAGGCACUGAAGCGAGAGGGCUUCUGGUCAAUGAAGCGUCUCACCCGCCUGACGGAGCCGCCGCGGCCAAAAGUUCACUGGGAUUACCUGUGUGAGGAGAUGCAGUGGCUCUCGGCUGACUUUGCUCAAGAGAGGCGGUGGAAGAGAGGCGUGGCCAGAAAGGUGGUGCGGAUGGUGAUGCGCCACCACGAGGAGCUGAGGCAAAAGGAAGAGAAAGCAAAGAGGGAUGAGCAUGCUAAAAUCAGACGAGUCGCCUCUUCUAUCGCAAAGGAAGUCCGGGCUUUCUGGAGCAGCGUCGAGAAGGUAGUGCAGUACAAGCAGCAGUCCAGACUGGAGGAAAAGCGGAAGAAGGCUUUGGACCUUCAGCUGGACUUCAUUGUUGGCCAGACGGAGAAAUAUUCAGACCUCCUGAGCAAGUCCCUGGCACCCAUCAGGCCUGCUGAAACCGUCCUGUCUCCACAAAAGUCUCUGCCCCCUCCUGUCGACGAGGAUGACAGAGACUUUGAGCCUCCCUGUGAAGAGGAGGAUGAUGAAGAGACCAUAGAAGUGGAAGAGCAGCAGGAGGGCAAUGAUGCGGAGAGCCAUCGGAGGGAGAUCGAGCUGCUCAAAGAGGAGGGCAUGCUGCCCCUGGACCAGCUACUCAGCACCCUCAAUCUGCCUCAGGACCAGGGCUCGGACGAGGAGUGCUCUGAUGAAACUUCUUCAUCGGAGGUGGGGGAGGAGGAAGAUGGGGAAUUCACUGCCAAUGAAGAGGAUGCUGAGGAUGAGGAGGACACAAUAGCAGCUCAGGAGAAGGUGGAAGGAAAUGUAGAUCAUGCAGAGGAACUUGAUGACUUGGCCAAAGAGGGCAAUAUGAGCAUCGAGGAGUUGUUGGAGAAGUACAAAGGAGCGUAUGCCUCAGACUUUGAGGCCCCCUCUGCUUCUGGCUCAAAAACGAGCUCUGAAUCGGAGGUGUCUGGGGAUGAGGAGGUGGAGACUGAGGAAGAUGAGAGUGAUGUGGAAAGUAACACUUCUUCCUCAGAUUCACCAGGAGACAGUGCUGAAGACGAGGAGAGCGAAAAGGAUGAGGAUGAGAGUGAGGAGGAAGAUGAGGAUGAGUGUGGAGAUGAAGGGAUGGAGAUUUUGUUAAAGGAAGGAGACGGCAGCCCGUCUUCCUCUGGCUCACGGCCAAAGAAGGAGAUCAGCCACAUUGCUGCUACUGCAGAGAGCCUGCAGCCUAAAGGCUACACUUUGGCGACUACAAAGGUCAAGACCCCCAUCCCAUUUCUGCUUCAUGGCACGUUACGAGAAUACCAGCACAUUGGACUCGAUUGGUUGGUCACCAUGUAUGAGAAAAAGCUAAAUGGCAUUUUGGCUGAUGAGAUGGGUCUGGGCAAGACCAUCCAGACUAUCGCGCUGCUGGCUCACCUCGCCUGUGAAAAAGGUAACUGGGGCCCUCACCUCAUCAUUGUCCCCACCAGCGUGAUGCUAAACUGGGAGAUGGAGCUGAAGCGCUGGUGUCCGGGGUUUAAAAUCCUCACUUAUUUUGGCAGUCAGAAGGAGAGAAAGCUAAAGAGACAGGGCUGGACAAAGCCUAAUGCUUUCCACGUGUGCAUCACUUCGUACAAGUUGGUGCUGCAGGAUCACCAGGCCUUCAGACGGAAGUCUUGGCGCUAUCUGAUCCUCGACGAGGCCCAGAACAUCAAGAACUUCAAGUCCCAGCGCUGGCAGAGCCUGCUGAACUUCAACAGCCACCGGCGACUGCUGCUGACAGGAACCCCUUUACAGAACAGCCUGAUGGAGCUCUGGUCUCUCAUGCACUUCCUCAUGCCCCACGUCUUCCAGUCCCACCGCGAGUUCAAAGAGUGGUUCUCCAAUCCACUGACGGGAAUGAUCGAGGGCAGUCAGGAGUACAACGAAGGCCUGGUGAAGAGGCUUCACAAGGUGCUGAGGCCAUUCCUGCUCAGGAGGAUCAAGGCUGACGUGGAGAAGCAGAUGCCCAAGAAAUACGAGCAUGUGGUGCGCUGCCGCCUCUCCAAGAGACAGCGCUUCCUCUAUGAUGACUUCAUGGCACAGGCUUCGACCAGGGAAACACUGGCCAGCGGGCACUUCAUGUCUGUCAUUAACAUCCUCAUGCAACUCCGCAAAGUGUGCAACCACCCCAACCUUUUUGACCCUCGUCCCAUUCAGUCACCCUUCAUCACGCAACCCAUUAUUUUCCACACGGCCUCUCUGGUGCAGGAUGCCCUGGAGGUCUCUCCUUUGAAACGCUGUGACCUUUCUAUGUUUGACCUUAUUGGUUUGGAGAGCCGCGUGUCCCGUUACCAGGCAGAUGUCUUCCUACCACGCUACAAGGUCAGCCGCCAACUAAUCCAGGAGAUCGUGGAGUCCCCUGAACCUCCUCCAAGACCCAAACCGGUCCGCAUGAAGGUUAACAGGAUGUUCCAACCACCUCCUAAAGGGGAUAAUCGACCAGUUCUCCUUAUGAACAAACCAACCUGCUCCGUCCCCCCUGCAGCACAGACCCCCAAACCUCCUCCAGUCACUGAAGUCACCUCAGCUCCUGCACCUGCUCCUGCAGUUCAGCAAGUGGUUUGUUCAGUCACACACACUUCUUCUCCUCGCCCGUCUCUUCAUCCAACUACUCAAACCGCAGUGAGGUCCAGUGCUCCCAAACCAAUGCUGACCGUACGGCCUCCCACUGCUCCCUGCACGGCCAGUAUCCCAGCUCAGCCGAGUCCAAACCCCAGCAAUAUCAUGCCCCAGAGGGUCCUGCUUAGUCCAGAUAUGCAAGCCAGGUUGCCUUCUGGGGAGGUGGUGAGUAUAGCCCAGCUGGCUUCUUUGGCAGGUCGACCUGUAUCAUCCUGUCAGGGAAGCAAACCCGUCACCUUCCAACUUCAGGGCAACAAGCUGACUCUGUCUGGAGCACAGAUCCACCAAGUCCCAACAGCUCCCCCACGCCCAGUUCAAGGUAAUGUGAUAAACCUGGUGCCCGGUGCUAUGCAGCAUCACCUCAUUAGCCAACCUGCACAGGUUUCUGUCCAGACUACAGCUAGCACACACUCUGCAAACACCCCCUCUGCUGCUCCCCCUGCUAAUCGGCUGCCACACACCACCUCUCAAGUGCCCUCGUCCAUGAUGAGCAGCCCCGGAGUCGUGAAGAUCGUCGUGCGUCAGUCAGCAGGCAAGGACGGCGGGCCUGUGCCCACUCUAGCAGUGGCCCCUUCCCCUCGUGUCGCUCCUCAGGCAUCCCCUUCCCUGCACCCCCAUGCCAACGCAACCCCCAUCAGGAACACCGUUCCACUGCAAAUUGCCCAGCGCACCCCUGGUCCUGCUACCGCCCACUACACCAUAGCUCCUCCCAGAAACCCUAGCUCAGCCACGAACCAGCCCCAACCCCCUCGCCCUGUCCUCAAAGUAGUGCAGCCUCCUCCUCCAUCGAGCACAGAACAGCCAGCUCCAGCUCAGGUGACUGUCUCAGCUUCUGCUCCAAAGUCCUCAGCAGCAUCACAGGAAAGCAGCAGUCAGAUGGCAGCUACCACAAAGUCAAAGUCCAGUCUGGGUGCAAAAGCCUGCCCUCCCCCCAGGAAGGCGCCUCGUCCUGCUCCCCGCUCUCCUUUCUACAUGUCGUGGCUUGCAGAAUGCCAGAAACAGCAGGGUGACAGCCGGCUGGACUUCAUCUUUCGAGUCAGCGAGCUCCACUGCGGGGCAAAGCCCAUGUACGGCCAGGAGGUUCGGGACUUCCUGACUUUCCUGCCCGGGUCUCGUCCAUCACCUGCCGCCCUGAAAUCUCAGGGGGAGUGGGGUCGCUCGGGCCACAGCAGCUGUCUGCAUGCACAGCAGCAAAACAAGUAUAACUACUGGCUUCAGAGUCGCGCUGUAAGAGAGGCCAUCUGCAGCAUUGAAGAACGUCUGGAGCUGCUGAGCGACAUCACCGACAGGUAUACAUUUGCGAUUCCUCCAGUGGAGGCUCCUACCAUCUCAAUGCACUGCUGUCAUCCUCCACCAUCUCUGAGCCACAAGCAGGCAGUCUUCUCCUCCAUGUUAACAGCUCAAGUCACGCCACUCACCCGCAGCCUCCACCGUAUCCAGUCCUACAUGAGGACGCAGUUCCCUGACCUGAGGCUCAUACAAUAUGACUGUGGUAAGCUUCAGACUCUCCACACGUUGCUCCGAAAGCUGAAGGCAGGAGGCCACAGGGUGCUGAUCUUCACUCAGAUGACCCGAAUGCUGGACGUGCUGGAGCAGUUCCUCAACUACCACGGACAUAUCUACCUCCGUCUGGAUGGCAGUACUCGCGUUGAGCAGAGACAGGCCCUCAUGGAGCGCUUCAAUGCAGAUCGACGCAUCUUCUGUUUCAUUUUGUCAACUCGCAGUGGCGGCGUCGGGGUCAAUCUGACCGGGGCUGACACUGUGGUAUUCUACGACAGUGACUGGAACCCCACCAUGGAUGCUCAGGCUCAGGACAGAUGCCACAGAAUCGGCCAGACACGAGACGUCCACAUCUACAGGUUGAUCAGUGAGCGCACCGUGGAGGAGAACAUUUUAAAGAAGGCAAACCAGAAGAGGAUGCUGGGAGAUAUGGCUAUCGAAGGGGGAAACUUCACCACAGCCUUCUUCAAACAGCAAACCAUCAGAGAGCUGUUUGAUGUGAAUGAGGGGGAGAAGAGGGAAGCAGCAGCAGAACUGUCAGUGCCCCAAACUGAGGAGGAGGAAGCUGUCAACAAGCAGAGCACCACCAUCCUGGAGCAGGCACUGUGCCGUGCUGAGGAUGAGGAGGACAUAGUGGCAGCCUCUCAGGCCAAAGCAGAGCAGGUGGCCGAACUGGCGGAGUUCAACGAGAACAUACCGCUGGAUGAUGGUGGGGAACAGGAAGAGGUGGAGGAGCUCUCUAAAGCUGAACAGGAAAUAGCUGCGCUGGUGGAGCAGCUCACUCCCAUCGAACGCUACGCCAUGAACUUCCUGGAAGCUUCAUUAGAAGAUGUGUGCAAAGAGGAGUUGAAGCAGGCUGAGGAGCAGGUGGAGGCUGCCAGGAAGGGUCUGGACCAGGCCAAGGAGGAGGGCCUGAAGCUCCACACUUCAUCUGAUGAUGACGAGGAUGACUUUUUGUCAACACCAACUUCUGCCGAACCUGCUCAGCCGACUCCAGCUCGCCGUGGUCGCAAACCCAAGGACAAGACCGUCACCUCCACAAGGACUAGCGGUCGACUUCGUGGGGCCUCGCCCGAAACUGAGCCUGAGCUAGCGACUUUUAGAGAAGUGCCUGAAAGAUCCCGCUCGGGUCUGAGAGGACGAGGAGCUGCCAAAGACACAGGUUCUGUGUCUACAACCCCAUCCCGCACAGAUUAUCACAAAUCCUCCUCAUCCAAUCGGCUUCAAGAUUCCUCCAAAUCUUCAAAAGCGUCAUCUCCCGCCAGAGAUCACCAGACCAGCAAAACCAGGACUCAACCAAACCGCUCCCAUCCCAGCCCAGUGCCUUCCCCUCCUACAGCCUCGCCCCCUGGUGGGAAGCAGCAGUGUGCUGGGGAGAUGGACAGUAAAAUCACCAAAGCAGGGAGAGAGGAGAAGGAGGCAGAGAUUGAAAGGAGGGUGUCUGAGUCAUCGCUAGAGUCCAGCUGCCCAGUGGAUCAUCAGACUAAAGAUGAUGACCAUAAAGACGGCGCUAUGUCUCCUCCCUCCACCAGCUCAAGGUCGCCUCGCAAGCGCCAGUCAGCAGACGGUGAAGUCCUCCGGGGACUGAUUGAAGAUUCCCCAUCAGCCAAGGUCCUGCGGAAGCUUCCAGGCCGGCUGGUCACGGUAGUGGAAGAGAAGGAGCCACGAAAGAGGCGGCGGCGAGGAAGUGGUACCGGAGGUGGAGGCUCUUCGGAAGAGGCAACAGUGGAGGAGAGUGCUGAUGGAUUCAUUGACGAACCAAACAAAGAUAACACCUCGCCGAGCCCUGAUGCCAAAACUAAAGAGACUGUUACCAAAUCCCCUCAGGACCAGGAUGCUACCCCGAGUCCACCUGUGCACCCUCAGCCUGUCAGAGGCUAUCCUCCAUUUUCCCCACCUCAUCUGUCUCCCGACAUGCCUGUCCUGAGAAAUCUUCCCGUGCGGCGCAGAUUGGAAACUGAAUCUCGCAUGGCCGCUCAGAUGGGAGAGCAGCAUAUGGGUAGAGGACGGGGAGCGAACCAGUCCAAGAAAACGGACGUGCCACCAGGCAAAGACGCCGCUUCACUCUCUGCGGAGUCCAGUGUGAACUCUCUUGUACCACCUUUGAAAAGAAAGAGGGGCCGGCCCCCUAAGACUCCCCCGAGACUACCUGAACUUGACAACACAACAAUCACUUCCCCACAGCCCACAUUGCCAAUCGAGGAAGGAAACCCGCCGCUGUCCCCUAAACGUAAGAGGGGUCGUCCCCGCAAGGAUUCCACAACCACUCUAGAAACAGUUCAUGAGGGACAGAACUCUGAUCUAUCAAAAACUGAUUCCAGCACAGAUCUGACAGUGUCAGAGACCCCUACUGCUGCUGUUUUUGACAUGACUCAGUCCUCGCAGUCUACCAAAGCGGAGCACUUAGACACUAAAACUGAGGUUUUGGCCCCGCCUCCAAUUCCAGCCUCUGCAACAAAGUCAGAUGAAGCUUCCAUACCAGUCUCACUUUCCAUUCCACCUGCACCCCAGGUGACCUCACCACUUCCUGAGCCUUCCUCUACCCAAGUUGUUGGUUCAGCUCCAGCUAAAACGCGAAGUCCGGCCCCAGCACCAGUCCUCUUAUCCUCCACAUGCACCACCACCCCCGUCACCACCACAGCUCCAUCGCCCCCCACUGGCAUUGUCUCAUUGCCUCCUCUGGGUGUUAAACCAACACUUGUGGUUUCCGUAGCUUCUGAUGCUGCCGUUCAGCCAGUUGUGGAAACGGCAGGAGCAGACUCUGUUGAAACCACUACCACAGCCGCCAUACCUGUUGUUACCCACUCCACUCCACCCACUACAUCAUCUUCCAUAGCUGUUAAAGACCACGGCCCAACAAUCACAACAGCUGCUGCUACAGUGUCUGUAACAGUUAGUAUUACACCACCCGUCACCGCUACAGUGAAAUCACCCUAUGUGAAGGACUCACCACAAGCGUCCACCCCCACCAGCCAUCCUGUAUCAAGCCCAGCUACAGCUUCACCCAAACAGACCCCCCCAGCUGCAGCUAUAACUGUGACAACUCCAGUAAAAACACCCCCGGCUAGUCCAUCAACCUCUGCAGCUCCAGUAAAAAUAGCACAAACCAGUACAUUAAAUUCAGUCCUGAGCAUGUCUGAAAAAGCUUCUACUUCUCCACCAGUGACAACAGUGGCACCAUCUUCUGUUAAUAUAGCUCCACCGUCCCCUCCAGCCAAAGCAAAGACAAAUGUGACCAGUGACGAAAGCCCGACCAAACAAACCUCACCAACAGCUGAGGUUCAAAAGGCUGCACAGGUUCAGGAACCUGCAGAGCCCGAAAAGGCUUCAGCAUCGAGUCCAGUAUGCGCGACGACUCCAACUACAGCAUCCAACAGUGUCGUAACAUCUGCAGAGGAAAAGAAAGCUGCAGCAACUUCAUCAUCCCCAGCAGAAGUAACAGCAACUUCACCUGCAGCCCUUUCCAAAGACCACACUUCUACUACAUCAAGUCCUCCCAAAACUGCAGAAAAGAGAGCUGAGACCCCACCUCCAGUAACAACUACAACAGGCUCUGCACCAGCGCCACCUUCUGUCACCACCACUACAUCAUCCCCAGAAAAGUCUACUACCCAAGAAUCCACAACUACAACCACCACCUCUGCUUCAGUAGCAACAGUCACAGCAUCCACAACCAAAACAGCUCCUCCUGUGUCCACCACACAAACCUCUGCAGUCACUUCCUCUCAGCUACCAACCUCUGGAUCCACAGUUCCCGCACCUGCUCCUCCUGUUGCACCAUCUGUAGAGCCAACAAUGCAGAAAGAGUCAGCCUCUAAAAAUGACACGGAAGAGAUGACAGAAAUGGAAACGGAUACUGUGGAGGCUAAAGCAGAAACAAGCAAGGAGAAGGAUGACAAAAAGCCAGAUGUCUGCCAGUCUCAGCCUAAAAGAAGAAAGGUGGAGAAUUCUUCUGAGAACAAAGAGUCAGAAAAGGACAAAGGAGUGGAAGGAGAAACAAAGACCAGAACCACCCCUCUGAAAGAUGAAGCUAAGCCUCAGGAAGUGGAUGAAACUACUGAAGAUCAGAAACCUGCCAACCAGAAAAGGUCACUUAGUCGCCAGAGUAGCCAGGAGUCUGCACGCUCCUCUUCGCCAUCAUCUGGGUGCUCUACGUCCACCCUCACCCGUCACGCUCACCACAAGAGGACCUAUGAGAACAGACAUCCUACCAAGAGGAAGCGAAUGGAUGCUACAUCAGAGGCAGGGAAGGAAGAGGACGAGAAGAAAGAAUGCGGUGAGAAGGACCAUCCCACUGCGGCGUCAAGAAGGAGGCGCUCCAGGUCCCCUUCCUCUUCCUCCUCUGACUCUGACAGCGGUGACAGCAGGAAGGAGCACCGGAUCACUCGCUCGGCCAAACGCAUGCUGCAAGAUCAGGAGAAGGAAAAGGGCACUAAGGAAAGGAAAGGAACCAAACCAGCAGGCAGCUCGGACAAAAACGCGUCAAAUGCCAAUGCAUCCACGGGAGGAGAGUCAGGCAGCGAUACGUCUUCAGUUAGGAUCACACGGAAGUCUGCGGGAUCUCAGCUGCCACAGGACACUAAAACACAGACUAACAGUGCGCCCUCACUGCCUCCUGAGCCAGAGGUUCUGGGGAAAAGGUGUUCAGCGCUCAAUGCAGCAGCAAAGCUUUUAGCUAUGAAAGGCAGGGUGGACACCCCUGGUCACACCCCUCGGAAAGACUCUGCCGCUAAGGCUGCGGUGACUUCCACUGCCGCCUCUUCGGACAAAAUCCCAAAGCCUAAAAGCAAAAGUGUGCCAGUUUCUCCUCAGAGCAACUCUGUAACCAACAAUAAAAGCAGCAAAGCUUCAACACCCAAUCAAGCAAGCCGCUCUGCAUCCCGCUCCACCAGACAGUGCCCUGGGUCUCUGGUUCCACCCUUAGCAGUGGAGUAUAAGAGGCCUAAACCAGAGGAGAAGGAGAGGGGGAGCAGGAAGUCCUCGAGGGGAAAGGAAGGUGAGGGAGAGAUGCAGUCAUCAUCGCGGGGCCACAGCGCCUGCAGCAGCAUGAGCAGUGAUGGUGAGGGUGACUGCGGCGGGCGCAGCAGCAGAAGCCGCAGUAGCAGCAACAGCAGCCAGCGCACCCACAGCAUCAGCUCUCAGAACACGGAGCACAGAGGGUCCCGCUCCCGCGCCACUUCCUCCGGCAGCGAGCGCGAGAGGGACCGCAGCCCUGAGCGUGCGAAGAGCCGAGACAAAAAGCAGAAGCAAUCGCGAGAGAGCCAGAAGGACGGCAGGAGGUCCCAGAAGCUCUCGCAGGAGGUGACCAGCAGUUCAGGAACCGAGGGGUUGACGCCAGACAGGGUGCUACGGAGUGUUGCCGCGCUCGCUGCGGUGCAGGCCCGGUCACCGGCCGCAAGCACCCGCUCCUCCUCGAGCCAACAGCGUCACAACAAGACAUGAUUGGAGUGCCAAAGGGGGGGAAAGUAAACAGAAGCGAGGGCGUUGCAGAGCAUGUCGUGAUCUCCAAGGUUGCUGCUUUGUCUGCACUCUGAGUAAAACAAGAGAAAACUGAGUGCUGCACAAGCCAGGGACCUCGCUGCCUCUCGGGCCCUCUCCCUUUCUAGUUGGAGCGCGCCAGCUCGGCUUUUGACCGCUGGGGGAAGGCUCAGGGAUGCUGGACUGAUGGGAAACAGGUGGUGCCCCUGCAGAAUGUCCAGACAUGUGGAUAUGCAGUGGGUAAAACUCACCACUGGGA
Molecule: messenger RNA, 13419 nt
Organism: Archocentrus centrarchus (flier cichlid)
Lineage: Eukaryota; Metazoa; Chordata; Actinopteri; Cichliformes; Cichlidae
Gene: srcap
Product: Snf2-related CREBBP activator protein
Exons: 34
Coding region: 522-13124 (4200 amino acids)
Biological process (GO): chromatin remodeling
Cellular component (GO): Swr1 complex
Molecular function (GO): ATP hydrolysis activity; ATP binding; DNA binding
Source: RefSeq, a predicted model, not a curated record